Chenopodium quinoa (quinoa) is the source of this 2108-nucleotide messenger RNA. Its product is annotated as mitochondrial phosphate carrier protein 1, mitochondrial-like. Gene Ontology annotation, molecular function: phosphate transmembrane transporter activity. The coding region runs from base 296 to 1207 and encodes 303 amino acids. Lineage: Eukaryota; Viridiplantae; Streptophyta; Magnoliopsida; Caryophyllales; Amaranthaceae. The transcript has 6 exons. Gene Ontology annotation, biological process: mitochondrial phosphate ion transmembrane transport. Gene Ontology annotation, cellular component: mitochondrial inner membrane. The record is from RefSeq and is a predicted model, not a curated record.
AUUUGAUCAGAUACGCCAUACUCAAGUAAGAAGAGUUCAAGAUGAGUGUACUAGGGUCGGGUCAAUUAGCUUAUUGUGGGAAACAAAUCACUUCCACUUUCAUUUCAUUUGGUUCAGUUUAGAUCAAUUUCAAUUAAAGUCAAUUUCUAUUCGGCUCAGUUUCGGAUCAUCCUAUUUCAGUUUCAGGUACGAGUCGGGUGCAUAUACGAACUUUUUUACCCACCCGGCACCGGAGUAAUUUCCUUGAGAUGGCUUAAAACCCCAGAAAUGGUGGAAAGGAAACCAUAAAAAAGUAAUGAAAAUGAAGGAAGAAAAAGGAGGAAGUGGGUACAUUGGGCUAUGCACAGUAGGAGGAGUAUUGAGCGCUGGAACCGCCCAUGUCGUCGUCACCCCUCUUGAUGUUCUCAAAGUCAAUAUGCAGGUGAAUCCUGUCAAGUACUAUAGCAUUUCAUCAUGUUUAACUACUUUGCUAAGAGAACAAGGGCCUUCAGUGCUUUGGAGAGGGUGGGCUACCAAAUGUAUUGGUUACGGGAUGCAAGGUGGUUGUCGGUUUGGUCUAUACGAGUACUUCAAGAAACUGUAUUCAAAUGUGCUCGCAGACAGCAACAGGAGUCUGGUUUUCUUUGCUAGUAGUGCUUCCGCUGAGGUGAUUGCCAACGUUGUGCUUUGUCCUUUUGAAGCCAUCAAGGUCCGGGUGCAAGCUCAACCUACUUUUGGCAAAGGGUUGCGUGAUGGAUUCCCCAAGCUGUAUGCAUCAGAGAGCGUCUAUGGUUUUUACAGAGGGCUUGUUCCACUUUGGGGUCGAAACCUUCCAUUCUCUAUGGUGAUGUUCUCAACAUUUGAGCAUACUGUGGAUUUUCUGUAUUCCAGUGUUCUCAAUAAGGGAAAAGAAGAUUGUUCCAAAGCUAGGCAACUCAGUGUAACAUGUAUAGCAGGAUAUACGGCUGGAGCAGUUGGUAGUCUUAUAUCAAAUCCAGCUGAUAACAUUGUCACUACGAUGUACAACAAAAAGGCCGACACCAUUAGAUUGGCUGUAAAGAAAAUUGGACUUGUAAACUUAUUCACGAGGAGCCUUUCCAUAAGGAUAAUACUAGUAGGACCAGUAGUCACCUUGCAGUGGUUCUUCUAUGAUUGCAUAAAAGUUAUGAAUGGGCUACCGACUAGUGGAGAUAUUAGCUGCAAUAGAGAAUUGGAGACAACAUUAUGAUUUCAAGCCAUUUUGAAAUUCACUGGAAGCUUUCAUUUGGCAUCAAAACACGUCAAUUGCAACUCUUGUAAGAACUAUACUUCCCACAAACCUUAACCAAACACUAUACUUCAAGUUCCUUUUUCAUUAACAUUACACCCAUUCAUUUGCUGGAUUUUGUCUACCAGGUUUGAUAUCAUAACCUUGUGAUUCUUGUCUAUGUGUUAUUGCAUAGGUUGUACUCCGUAAACAUCUAACAUGCCGUCCAGUUUUACAUUCCCGAAGUCAAACUGGACGGCAUUUUUGAUUUUGUGAUGAGAUCUAGUUAGAUGAGGUCCGAUGUGGAUUCCUGACUUGAUUGUAUUGCGUUUUUUUGUUUAUCUCAAGGGUAAAACAUAAAAACCAUGAAAGCAGUGUUUUUUUAUUCCAGGAACUUUAUGAUGCAAAAUAUUCUCAAGUUCUCAGAUGAGAUGUACUUUUGUUUGUAAUCUACUAUCAAAGAAGCUUCCACUUGAGAGCUCCAUUCAAGCCACCACAUUGUAUAAAGCCACUUUUUAUAAGCUUUGUCUUACCAAAAAUAAUUUCUUUAAAAUAAAUUAAGUACCAAUAAUAAUUCCCCCAAAUAAAUAAAGUACAAAAAAGACAAAAAAAGAUACUUGAGGGGGAUGGCCAGGGAGCAAUAUUUCUGUCAUUAUUAGUGCACUCCCUAUCAAUUUAGACAAUCCCACACAUGUUGGGCAUCCCCGCAUGUUUCCUCUUUUCUUAUUUUGUUUUAAGUUUAAUUACAACCGUCAAAUGGAUAUUUCAUUGGACAAUGACACUAUUAAUCAUGUAUAUAUUUGUUAUUUUUCCGUCUCUAAAUAAAAGGGCAUAUUUAUAUUAUAUUUUCUCGGAAUAAUAAUAUUCAUAAUCUAAAUUUUGU